CCCACCGCCGACGCCCGUCGCCCGAUCAGUCGUUAUCUUGGACCAGUCUUGUACGAACCUCGUCCGUCUCUGCUUCGAUUGUAGUAUAGUCACCGAGUGCUGCACAAUAUUAUAAAAUUAAUAACCGUCGAUCACGGUCGUGCAUAAAUUAACAAUUAGCGAUACACUCGUCGACGACGACUAAUUUCGCUCAGUUCCAUUCCGAUAUCCCAUAGAUUCUCUACCAAAAAUGGCCAAUAACAGAGCCACCAAGUCUGGUUUCGCCGCCGAAGCGCAACGCAAAAUCAACAGCAAAUACAGUGAAGAGCUAGCUCAAGAAUGUUUAGAGUGGGUGAGCAGCGUCACUGGUUUGCCAUUGAACACAUCUGGCGAUCCCGACAACUUUUUUGAAGUUCUUAAGGACGGACAAGUAUUAUGCCAAUUGGUUAACACUCUAAUUCCCGGAUCCGUUAAGAAAGUGAACACUAGUACAAUGGCUUUUAAGUGUAUGGAAAACAUUAAUAACUUUUUGGCUGUGGCUGUAUCGAUCGGCGUACCUUCUCAAGAAACCUUUCAAUCUGUAGAUUUAUGGGAACGCCAAAACUUGAACUCUGUGGUGAUUUGCUUGCAGUCAUUGGGUAGAAAGGCUGGUCAAUUCGGUGCUCCAAGUAUUGGACCGAAAGAAGCAGAGAAAAAUAUUCGCAACUUUAGCGAAGACAAACUUAAAGCCGGCCAAACUAUCAUCAGUCUGCAAUACGGAUCCAACAAGGGAGCAAAUCAAAGUGGACUUAACUUUGGAAACACAAGACAUAUGUAAAGGCUCGUCUUACCCUCCACAUUGUUCCAUGCCCAAAUUUAUAUACAAAACUGAUGCCGAAUUUCCCAAUAUCCUCAGAUUUUAUACACAAGUAGCAAGCAUACUCAUACAUUCCAGCGUAACAUUUUAAACUUCCUACCUUGUCAUAACCAUUCCAUAACACCAGUAUUAUUACGUAUUUAUAUAGGUGUAACUUAAUUAUUAUAUUUUACACAAACAAUCUACAAUUUCACUUUGGGCAUAAACUAUCUUCUGUUAUUAUAAUACGCGUUAAAGUUUUGAAAACAAUAUAAUGAAACAAAUUUUCGCGUUGAAGAUAUUUUGGAAAUUUUCGUCUUUUUUUUUUUUAAUAAUUAUUAAACUAUAUAAAUUAACAAGUUCAUUAUUUUUAUUUAUUUAUUUCUUGGUACAUAGUUGAAAUAUUUAUUUUGUUUAAUAUAUAUUAUUCCCAUGUAAGGUUUAUGCAUUUGUUCGGACAUUUUUAAUACUCGAAUGAUCUAUAUAUUAAGUUAUUAAAUUAACAUUGAAUAAAAAAAUUAUUAUUUAUUUUAA
Rhopalosiphum maidis (corn leaf aphid) is the source of this 1348-nucleotide messenger RNA. RefSeq names its product myophilin (gene Chd64). Lineage: Eukaryota; Metazoa; Arthropoda; Insecta; Hemiptera; Aphididae. Bases 230 to 796 code for a protein of 188 amino acids. The transcript is spliced from 4 exons. The record is from RefSeq and is a predicted model, not a curated record. Gene Ontology annotation, molecular function: protein binding.